Varanus komodoensis (Komodo dragon) is the source of this 2596-nucleotide messenger RNA. RefSeq names its product N-myristoyltransferase 1 (gene NMT1). Gene Ontology annotation, cellular component: cytoplasm. Gene Ontology annotation, biological process: N-terminal peptidyl-glycine N-myristoylation. The record is from RefSeq and is a predicted model, not a curated record. The coding region runs from base 37 to 1503 and encodes 488 amino acids. NCBI's taxonomy places the organism in Eukaryota, Metazoa, Chordata, Lepidosauria, Squamata, Varanidae. Gene Ontology annotation, molecular function: glycylpeptide N-tetradecanoyltransferase activity. The transcript has 12 exons.
CAGGCGCAGCAGCCGGUAAGAUUUCCCUUUGCCAAGAUGGCGGAUGACGGUGAUACAGCAGUGAAGCGGUCGUCAAGAGGGGAGAAUGAGCACCAGCACUGCAGAGACUGUGAGAAUGAGGACGAGCACAACUGCAAUAGAAGUGGCUUAAGUCCAGCGGAUGACAGCGGAGGCAAAAAAAAGAAAAGAAAACAGAAACAGAAGAAGGACAAAGGGGAUCAACUUGAUUUGACUCAUGAUCAGUCAGUAAAGGUGAAUUCAUUGCCAGCAGAAAGGAUGCAUGAGAUUCAAAAAGCCAUUGAACUUUUUUCAGUAGGACAAGGGCCUGCCAAAACAAUGGAGGAAGCCACGAAGCGCAGCUAUCAGUUCUGGGACACACAACCAGUCCCCAAGUUAGGAGAAGUAGUGAACACUCAUGGGCCUGUUGAACCAGACAAGGACAAUAUCCGCCAAGAUCCCUACACCUUGCCUCAGGGCUUUACGUGGGAUGCCCUGGACUUGGGGGAUCGAGGUGUGCUAAAAGAGUUGUAUACUCUCCUGAAUGAGAAUUAUGUGGAAGAUGAUGACAACAUGUUUCGGUUUGAUUAUUCACCUGAAUUUCUUCUGUGGGCUUUGCGUCCUCCAGGGUGGCUUCCACAAUGGCACUGUGGUGUAAGGGUCAUAUCAAGCCAUAAACUGGUUGGCUUCAUCAGUGCUAUUCCAGCUGCUAUCCACAUAUAUGACGUGGAAAAAAAGAUGGUAGAGAUAAAUUUCCUCUGUGUGCACAAGAAACUGCGUUCCAAACGAGUGGCUCCUGUUCUAAUUCGGGAGAUUACCCGACGGGUCCACUUGGAGGGGAUUUUCCAGGCUGUGUACACUGCUGGGGUAGUCCUUCCAAAACCUGUAGGGACGUGCAGGUACUGGCAUCGGUCCCUGAAUCCACGUAAGCUGAUUGAAGUGAAGUUUUCGCACCUGAGCAGGAACAUGACUAUGCAACGCACCAUGAAGCUCUAUCGACUUCCAGAGACUCCAAAGACUCCUGGGCUUCGGUCAAUGGAACACAAAGACAUCUCUGCUGUGCACAAACUUCUGAUAGAGUAUCUGAAGCAGUUCCAUUUGACCCCCAUCAUGAAUCAAGAAGAAGUGGAGCACUGGUUUCUGCCCCAGCCCAAUAUCAUUGACACAUUUGUGGUUGAGAACACUGAUGGGGAGGUGACAGACUUCCUGAGUUUUUAUACCUUGCCCUCCACCAUUAUGAAUCAUCCUGUCCACAAGAGCUUAAAGGCAGCCUAUUCCUUCUACAACGUCCACACCAAGACACCACUUCUUGACCUUAUGAACGAUGCCCUCAUACUGGCCAAGUUGAAGGGUUUUGAUGUUUUCAAUGCACUGGAUCUCAUGGAGAACAAGACCUUCCUGGAGAAACUAAAAUUUGGGAUUGGAGAUGGGAACUUGCAGUAUUAUCUUUACAAUUGGAAAUGCCCCAGCAUGGGGCCAGAGAAGGUUGGCCUGGUUCUGCAGUAACCAGAAGUCUCCAGAGAAGUGCAGGCAGGACCGCUGAAGAGCUGAACCAGCGUGGAACUGCUGGGCGUGAUGGUUCAGAUUUCCAUGGAACUGAGACCCUCCUGUGGAGGAACCGGUUGGCGCCCACUGCACUAGCCACAUGACCCAUCCACUGACACUUCCGAUGAUUGUAUCAUGUGCCACUGAGUGCGCCAAUGUGUCGGUGUCAGCACUUGGCUUCUUCUUCCCCUCGCCCCUCAUACAAACAUGAUCAAGGGAAUGUAACUGUUGAAAACUAGCUCACAAUUGGCAUAUAUUGGAGUUAACGGGUGAAUAAUAAUAAAAUAUAUUAUAUAUUCUAUAUUUUAACAAUGUUUGCUGUUCACCUGAACUGGAAAGUGGGGCUUCCUAGCUUUUUGUCCUAGAAAUACUGUUUUUUAUCAAUUAAAACACCCCAGAUGGAUUUUUUUUCCCAUCAGAGUGGGACAAUUGGUAGCAAAAGUAUGGGUAUGAUAGUCCAUCAUUCAGCCAUAUCUGGUGUUUUUCUGUUGCCCCAAAAGACUCAUUUGAACAGCAGUUUGCAUAAUUGGUAUGUAGGUGGCCUAGGCUGGUGAGUUUUUGGUCUUGUGCAUGGAACAAAUGGCUAAUAUGUUCCAAUAGGUUAUUCAGAUAAUUUUUCUCAGAAAUCAAAGGGCUAUUUAGAACUCUAACAGUACAGAAACCUUGUUUCAAAGUGAGAUGGUAUAUGUAGUCAGUCCAUCUCUUCACUCCUGGACAUAAACUAACAAUACUUGAAUCACCAAAGUAACAGCCAGUGCCUUUUGGCUCUUAAAAUCCCUUUUGACCAUUCUUUGCUCUGUGAGAGCAGUUCUUCAAAGUUUCCUCCAAGAGAUAGAGUUAUCCGAGUUGCAAUAUCUUGAACUGAAACUUCACCCCAUCAAUCUCUGAUUUGCUCUCCCUUUUGUGUUUUCCAACAAAAUAAUCUAAUACAUCAACCAUUCUUUCAGACAUUCCCGAGCUGCAACAUUCUGAUUCUGUUUAAGCCAACCCACAGCCCCUCUUGCUGUCAACUUGCAUUGUCUAGUCUUGAAAAUAAAUAUUUUGUGCUUCCUUC